AUGGAUAGUGGGAUGGCGAGAAUGGAUAGUUGGGCCUUACUGCUUGAACCCUCUGCGUCGGGAUACUCAAAACGACUCGCUGUUGUGUUGCUGGCUGAAGUGGUGCUGUUGCUGGCAGGAGCUGUUGUGUUGCUGGCAGGAGCAGUGGAGUUGCUGGCAGGAGCUGUUGUGUUGCUGGCAGGAGCAGUGGUGUUGCUGGCAGGAGCUGUUGUGUUGCUGGCAGGAGCUGUUGUGUUGCUGGCAGGGGCUGUUGUGUUGCUGGCAGGGGCUGUUGUGUUGCUGGCAGGGGCUGUUGUGUUGCUGGCAGGGGCUGUUGCGUUGCUGGCAGGAGCUGUGGUGUUGCUGGCAGGAGCUGUGGUGUUGCUGGCAGGAGCUGUGGUGUUGCUGGCAGGAAUGGUGGUGUCGCUAGGAGUAGGUGUGGUGUCGCUGGGAGGAGGUGAAGGGUAUUGGGCAGCCACGCAAAUCUGCAAAAGAGAGAUGCAUCAGUUGCAAUGA
Messenger RNA from Closterium sp. Yama58-4, 495 nucleotides. NCBI's taxonomy places the organism in Eukaryota, Viridiplantae, Streptophyta, Zygnematophyceae, Desmidiales, Closteriaceae. The record is from the annotation of a GenBank genome assembly.